Trichophyton rubrum CBS 118892 is the source of this 1589-nucleotide messenger RNA. RefSeq lists its product as uncharacterized. The transcript is spliced from 2 exons. Bases 106 to 885 code for a protein of 259 amino acids. The record is from RefSeq and is a predicted model, not a curated record. NCBI's taxonomy places the organism in Eukaryota, Fungi, Ascomycota, Eurotiomycetes, Onygenales, Arthrodermataceae. Gene Ontology annotation, cellular component: endoplasmic reticulum. Gene Ontology annotation, biological process: peptidyl-proline hydroxylation to 4-hydroxy-L-proline. Gene Ontology annotation, molecular function: procollagen-proline 4-dioxygenase activity; iron ion binding; L-ascorbic acid binding.
GGCUGGCCAGCAGCUGCCAUAUCAAUACGAGGCUUCUACUUAGUUUAAGCGAUACCCCAAGGGAAGAAGCAGAGAAGAAGAAGAGAACAAGAGAAGCGAGACAAGAUGCCCAAAAAACCAGCCAAAGAGACGGCCAAAUUGACGUCUAAAGUGGCAGCCAGGUCAAGGGAAGAGACCCCUGCGCAAAAGACCCCUAACUGGCCGGCGUUACGUCCUUUGCCGCCAACGUCCGACCUCUGCUUAACCCCCAUCCUGCCCUCUCAGAUCUACAUCAUACGCAACCUCUUCUCCUCUGCGCUGUGCAAGACAUACAUCUCCUUCCUGGCCAAUCUACCUCUGAUCACUACUCCCGGCCGGCCAAAGAAGAACGAGGCACUGCGCGUCAACGACCGGUUUCAAGUGGACGACGCUUCCUUUGCCGAGCUCCUGUGGUCAGGCACGGGGUUGAAGGAGUUGAUUUGUAGCAGUGCCAGCCAAAGCGAGAGUGAGGAUGACGGUGAGAAAGUAGACUGGGACGGGGAGGUGUUGGGUUUGAAUCCGAACAUUCGCAUAUAUCGGUAUACCAAGGGCCAGUUCUUUAGACAGCAUUAUGAUGAGUCGGUGCAGGUAAUGCAUGGAACGCCACCGGUCAAGGGACGGACAAGCUGGACGCUGCUGAUAUACCUGAGUACCUGCUCAGGCGGUGAGACGGCUUUCUACCCUGAGCUGGGACUAGGAAGUAAGAAAGGUAAAGCACAGUGCCAGCCUGAGCCAGUCGUUGUGGGAAUGGAGACUGGUAUGGCGCUGCUGCACCGGCAUGGAGAUGAGUGUCUGUUGCACGAAGGACGGGAAGUGACAGGAGGGGAGAAAUGGGUUAUUCGCAGUGAUCUUGUAGUUAGACGGUGACUAUAUACUUACUUAACCGUUAUAUACUCCAUCAUGCGUUGAUAUGAGUAUGGAGUCAUCUACUGGUAUAUGUACAUUGGGGAAUUGCUAUAAUUUUAAUUGGUAUAUCAGCCUCAUUAGUGAGUCGGUCUGUGAUAGAUUCAUCUACCAACUUCUCUGGUCUUGCGGUAGCUGACUUGCUUGACCAUUUGAUGAUAGUUUUGAGCCAUUGGUAUGCCACUAAUACGGGUUCUUAGCAGAUAUCUUCUUAGCUUCAUAUUCUGUUCAAAAGAAUGAUUUAUUUGAAUAAAAUUUUAUAACAGGUCUACCAUUUUCUGUUCUUCUUCCUAUAAUCCAGCCUAGUAACGAGCGGGUAACGUUGUUCUAUAAGUUUUAUCUUCAGAUUUCAGUAACUACAAUUAGAAUGCUACCAUAGAUCAUAUUGAAAGAAGCGGCCAUCUUCAAACACAACCUAAAUUCAAUAAUUCACCAUAUGACAGUGACGACCGCCCGACCUAUCAAAAGAUGGCAAGGGCAGUACUUAGUAAGGAAAUAUCGUGUUAUCAGCCAAUGACACAGCUUCGUUCCUGAAGAACCGUCUUAUAUAAUCAGAGAACCGUCUUUUCCGUGAUUCUAAUUGGUUAACUUAGCCCACCACCUUUAUCUUUUAAGAGCGAAUGACGAAACGAGACUUUGUACUAGCAUUUAACAUUAAUUCAUCCAAA